UAAAGAAGUCUUUGCAGAGUUUGAUGUGUCAGAUACUAUUAAUAGGGUGGGAGAUGAAGCACAACAGGAAGACUAUUGGAUUUACUGUAAACCCGGGCAGAGCCUGAGCAGCAGCAGGACUGGUGCAUUUUCUGACAGCAUUGUGAAGGGAACAGUAUGUAGAAGAAUGAUCUUACUGACAAACUCCUGGAGACUUCAUGAGGGGACGCAACAGGGUGGAGGUUCCCUGAAGAGGCUGUGCAAUCUUUCCUCACACUGAACUCCCAGACAUAGGGAUAGAAUCCUGCCUUCAUUGCAAAAGAGCCUCAAAUUGAUCAGUUGUAAUUACUUAUUAACUAAUCUUUUAUCAGCCUUAUCUCCUAGGUUUAGCUAGCCAUGGUUUCCCUUUUUACUGGGAAGAUCCUGAUUACAAACAACAAGGACUGUGAUGAAGUGGACACUGAGCGUGAACUUAGCCAGAGACUGGAUAACAAAGUGAUGCUGCUGUAUUUUGGAUCUGGUGAAUGCACUCGAUGCCAGGAGUUUUCACCUGUCCUCAAAGAUUUCUUUGUGAGACUCACUGAUGAAUUUUAUGUGGAAAGGGCUUCCCAGCUGGUCCUGGUGUACGUGUCUCAGGAUGAGACAGAGGAGAAGCAAGAAAAGUUCCUGAAGACCAUGCCAAAAAGGUGGCUGUUCUUACCCUUCCAGGAUGAGUUCAAAAGGGAGCUGGAGUUGAGGUUUGCUGUGUCCAACACACCUGUAGUGGUGGUGCUGAAGCCAAGUGGGGAGGUGAUUGCUGGAAAUGCUGUGGAGGAGAUCAGGUGCUUGGGCACUGCCUGUUUCAGGAACUGGCAGGAGGCCGCUGAGCUGGUUGACAGGAGCUUUCUCUUGGCAGAGGACUUUGAUGACUUGGCCAAGAGGAGCAUCACCGAUCCGAUCCGCCGCCUCAAGUACAAGCUGGACAAGAAGACAAGGAAAAAGAAGGAGACCGAGGAAGUGCUCUGUCCUGAUAUGGACUGAUGAAGUUCCAGCGGUACAUACAUAUGCUAGGCU
This is a messenger RNA of Malaclemys terrapin pileata, 1032 nucleotides long. It is a transcript of the gene NXNL1, whose product is annotated as nucleoredoxin like 1. Gene Ontology annotation, cellular component: mitochondrion. Lineage: Eukaryota; Metazoa; Chordata; Testudines; Emydidae. The transcript is spliced from 2 exons. The record is from RefSeq and is a predicted model, not a curated record. Bases 376 to 999 code for a protein of 207 amino acids. Gene Ontology annotation, biological process: photoreceptor cell maintenance.